CGACAACUCCGUCGACGAUCGGCCACGGCAGAAGGAGAUGGAACGCCAGUUCUUCGAGCAGGAGCGGCACGCGUUCGAGACGGGCGUCCUGGAAGUGUGGUUUGCGGGGUGACACUGCGACGUCGGUGGUGGGUCCGUGUCGAGCAACACGCGGCAUAGUCUAACGCGCAUCCCGCGGCGGUGAAUGGUGCACCAGUGCUUCCUCACCAACACCUGCAUCCGACUGCACGCCGAGCUCCUGCGCGGCAUCGGUCUCAACCCCGCAUCGCUCUAUCCCAUCGUGCACGACCGCCCUGAACCUCUGCUACACACCGAGGCGCACCCGCGCCCGUGCCCAACGGCACCACCCCAGGCGCGCCUGAGCGAAGAAGAAGAGGACCUCGCAGACGCGCUAAGCCCGGUAUACGACCAGCUUGCGCUCGCGCGCAGCUGGUGGGUGCUUGAGUUGCUGCUGAUGCGGCACCGCGUCCAGUGCGCCGUGGACGGCCGUUGGGAGACGGAGCUGUACGCCAACAUGGGCCGCGCGCGCGUCAUCCCGAAGCAGGAGACGUACCCGGUGUACGUGCACCGGAGCGUGAAGAUGCGGAUGGAGGCGGAGAAGACGGCGGGGCAAGUGUAUGAGCCGAGGGCGAGGUUCGAUGUCGAGCCGACGUGGGUGGCAUAGGGUCCUCGCGGGUGUGUAUAGGAGUGUGAGGUCGAGUUUUCCUCGCGACGGGUUUCGGGAUGAUUUUGUCGCAUUUCGCUGUUGUCGCUGCUCAAGAGUUUCUCUUUUACUGUAUAUUUUGAGGAUAACGGACUUGUUUGUAGCAUUACAGCCAUGUACGGCACCUGUUCCUGGCAUGCUCCUCACGAGCUAUAAAAUUAUGCUGC
Messenger RNA from Phanerochaete carnosa HHB-10118-sp, 870 nucleotides. RefSeq lists its product as uncharacterized. NCBI's taxonomy places the organism in Eukaryota, Fungi, Basidiomycota, Agaricomycetes, Polyporales, Phanerochaetaceae. Bases 185 to 664 code for a protein of 159 amino acids. The record is from RefSeq and is a predicted model, not a curated record. The transcript has 2 exons.